UUCAGUAUUGUGACUACUGUCCAUACUUGACAAUAACAAUUCUUACUCCUCAUAAUGCUUAUGAAUGUCUUUUGUUAUCAGUUGAUAGAACAUAGCUUACACUAUAGCAUACGUACGUGCUUGCCGUAUUGAACAAUGCCUCAUUUAACUUGGAACAACAUUAAGAAUCAGACAUAACUAUAUCUUUAUUUAAUUUAGUGUACCUAGUUCAAUGUUUGAAUUUUAUUACUACUAUGUGAUUGUAUUUUGCCCAUAAAAUUACUCAACACAUCAUUACAAGUUUAGUAUUCAUCUGAAUAUAAUCUCAAAUUACUCGAAUACUACCGUGUAGAACAAUUACAAUUAUAAAACCGAAUUUUAAUAAGCAAACUGAUAUAAAAAUGGUGGAUCCCGAGAGAGUUUUGAGCUAUGAUGAUAUGCUGAAGGUAAUCCAUCAACCACAAAAGGUGAUCAUUGAUGUUCGCAACCCAGAUGAAGUUAACACUACUGGCAAGAUUCCAUCCAGCAUCAAUAUACCAUUGGAUAAUGUUCAUAACGCCUUGGUGACUAUGUCGCAUGAAGAGUUUAGGAAGCAUUACCAGCGCGAGAAGCCAGCAUCAACGGAUGAACUCAUAUUCUACUGUCAGUCUGGCAGGCGGUCUAGUGAGGCUUUGGACAAAGCUCUGAAAAUGGGCUACACAAAAUCAAAAACUUAUUUGGGAAGCUGGUCUGAAUGGUCAAAGAAGCAUAGGUAAGUUACCAUGUGUUUGUGCAUUGGUGUAAUAAAUUCCUGUGAUGAGUUUGCCCAAUAAAAUUGUUAUUUUA
This is a messenger RNA of Trichoplusia ni (cabbage looper), 804 nucleotides long. RefSeq names its product rhodanese domain-containing protein CG4456-like. Gene Ontology annotation, molecular function: thiosulfate-cyanide sulfurtransferase activity. Gene Ontology annotation, cellular component: mitochondrion. The coding region runs from base 381 to 734 and encodes 117 amino acids. NCBI's taxonomy places the organism in Eukaryota, Metazoa, Arthropoda, Insecta, Lepidoptera, Noctuidae. The record is from RefSeq and is a predicted model, not a curated record. The transcript has 4 exons.